AUGCCACCGCCGCCUCUACCUGAGGCCCCAGAGUCAACAGAAGUGCCCAUCAUACAAGCUCACACUCUCCUGACCUCGUUCUCAUCUUUCCUCACCAUCUCCAUACACACGAUCCUGUACUACCGUAGCAUAUACCCACGUCGGACAUUCCUCUCUGCAAGAGCCUUCAACAUCCCUGUCCACCAGUCAAGGCACCCCAAGGUCUGCUCCUGGGUUCUUGAUGCCGUGGAUGCAGUGACGGGCCAAAUCGCCGCCGGCAGUGUUGCGCGGGUUGCUGUCGUCAUUCACGCACCGCUCACCUCAUCCGGCACCACCCCAUCAAAGCCCCCAGCUGCCGUUCCUGCUGCCCCAGCUAGCAAGGCAGCCCUUUCAAAGGUGUCGCCCGGUGCCGUCCUAGAACGGUGGAUGUUCGACGUCAGUGGCUUUCCGUCGUGGCCCGGCGGCGCAGAAGCUAUGCGCAACUUCGACCCCAGAGGAAGCAGCGGCAAGAAGCACGAUGAGGAGGGCGAGGACGACGCCGAGGAAGACGCCGAGGAAGAUGCCGAGGAGGACGUCGAGGAAGACGACGAUGCGGUCGCUGCGGAGGAGGACGAGGACAACGAGCUCGUCGAGGAGGAUGUCAUCAACUGGGCCGAUGUCGACGAGCAGUUGCGCGGUGCUCUCAGAAGGCUGGCUUACGCGGGAGAGAAGAUGGACGCCCUGCCGGAGGGAUGCACGUUCACUGUUGCUGUUGAGCUGAAGAACCAGGCACAGGCGCCGAUAGGGCACCCGCAGCCAUGGAUUCCGUCACAGCCCAGCCUGCAAGCUGCAGUUCGCCAGAGGAAGAGAGGCAAGGAUCUUGGCGGCGCAAAGACUGUUCCUGUACGAUCAGUAGAAGCCGGGCCACUAUUCUUCGAGUGCUGGGUUGAGGAGGGCAAGGCCAAGGAGGCUCUUCGAAGUACCGCCGCUGUCCCGUUAAACAAACCAUCUUAA
This is a messenger RNA of Phaeoacremonium minimum UCRPA7, 972 nucleotides long. RefSeq names its product putative horma domain-containing protein. The transcript has 2 exons. Bases 1 to 972 code for a protein of 323 amino acids. The record is from RefSeq and is a predicted model, not a curated record. Gene Ontology annotation, cellular component: zeta DNA polymerase complex. NCBI's taxonomy places the organism in Eukaryota, Fungi, Ascomycota, Sordariomycetes, Togniniales, Togniniaceae.